Chrysochloris asiatica (Cape golden mole) is the source of this 932-nucleotide messenger RNA. It is a transcript of the gene STOML3, whose product is annotated as stomatin (EPB72)-like 3. Gene Ontology annotation, cellular component: plasma membrane. NCBI's taxonomy places the organism in Eukaryota, Metazoa, Chordata, Mammalia, Afrosoricida, Chrysochloridae. The record is from RefSeq and is a predicted model, not a curated record. Bases 70 to 831 code for a protein of 253 amino acids. The transcript is spliced from 6 exons.
UUCCUAGGCAUUACUAAGAAAAAGCUCGGUGUUUGUGGCUGGAUCCUGUUCUCCCUAUCUUUACUGCUGAUGAUCAUUACCUUCCCCAUCUCCAUAUGGAUGUGCUUGAAGAUCAUUAAGGAGUAUGAACGUGCUGUUGUAUUCCGACUGGGACGCAUCCAAGCUGACAAAGCCAAAGGUCCAGGCUUGAUUCUGGUCCUACCCUGCAUAGAUGUAUACAUCAAAGUUGAUCUCCGAACUGUUACUUGCAACAUUCCUCCACAAGAGAUCCUUACCCGAGACUCUGUGACUACUCAGGUGGAUGGUGUCGUCUAUUACAGGAUCUAUAGUGCUGUGUCAGCAGUGGCGAAUGUCAACGAUGUCCACCAAGCCACAUUUCUGCUGGCUCAGACCACUCUGAGAAAUGUCUUAGGGACACAGACUUUGUCCCAAAUCUUAGCUGGCCGAGAAGAGAUUGCCCACAGCAUCCAGACCUUACUUGAUGAUGCCACAGAGCUGUGGGGAAUCCAUGUAGCUCGCGUGGAAAUCAAAGACGUCCGGAUUCCAGUGCAGUUGCAGAGAUCUAUGGCAGCUGAAGCAGAGGCCACACGGGAGGCCAGAGCCAAGGUCCUUGCAGCAGAAGGAGAAAUGAAUGCUUCCAAAUCUCUCAAGUCAGCCUCCAUGGUACUGUCAGAAUCCCCCGUAGCUCUGCAACUUCGAUACCUGCAAACGCUGGCCACUGUGGCCACUGAGAAGAAUUCCACUAUUGUGUUUCCUCUACCCAUGAACAUACUCGAGGGCAUUGGUGGUAUUAGUUCUAACAACCACAAGAAGGUUCCUAAUAAAGCCUGAGGUCCUCAGAUAUAGCCAGCCCAUUGCCUAGGCAGUCUAAUCUAUAGCUCACAAGCACCUAACAGUUAGAAGAACACAACACAACUCAAGCACAGUAACUC